This is a messenger RNA of Schizosaccharomyces japonicus yFS275, 243 nucleotides long. RefSeq names its product ribosomal protein subunit S17. Bases 1 to 243 code for a protein of 80 amino acids. Gene Ontology annotation, biological process: translation. The record is from RefSeq and is a predicted model, not a curated record. Gene Ontology annotation, molecular function: structural constituent of ribosome. Gene Ontology annotation, cellular component: ribosome. Lineage: Eukaryota; Fungi; Ascomycota; Schizosaccharomycetes; Schizosaccharomycetales; Schizosaccharomycetaceae. The transcript has a single exon.
AUGAAAGCAAGAUUCAUUGGCUCGGUCGUGUCACACUUCAUGCCAAACACGGCCAAGGUGCAAGUCACCAAGCUCAAGCUUCAUCCCAAGAUUCAUAAAACCGUCAAAGUUCGUAAAAAUUACCUCGUACAUGACACGAUGAACGCAAAGGUGGGCGACACCGUCGCCAUUGAACAUUGCGGACCCAUUUCCAAACUGAAACGCUUCAUGAUUACAGAGAUUUGCAAACGGGAGAAUGAAUGA